UGACUACAUCCCCGUGGGUCUGUUUCUGGCUUCUGACUUCUUUUGCAUUGAUCUUUUUAUUUAUCCUUGGGCCAGUAUCACACCGCUUUAAUUACUAAGGCUUUAUACUCCGUAGCACACAUUCUUCCACUUUGUGUCCCCUGCCCUCUUCCCCAAGAGUGCACGGAACUCAAACCGUGACCUUCCGAAUUUCCCUCCGAAGAUGGAGGGACGGCACUUACGCUGCUGGACGCAAUUCAGACCUCCGCAUCCAACCCCUCCUACCUGCGCCUUGAGGCGCGCCCGCCCAGCGCGCAUGCGCAGCGUCAUGGCUGGGCGAGGGAAAAAUACGUCACCGGAGAGGCGGGAGGAUGGGGUUGAUUCGUUCUCCAUGGCCUCCGCAACGACUAGAAAGAGUCUGCUGAGGGCGAGGGUCAUGGACCUCAUCACCUCCACGGCCAUCCUGCCCCUGCUGUUGGGCUGCGUGGGCGUCUUCGGCCUCUUCGAGCUGCUGCGGUGGCUGCGCGCCAGCGCCCACGUCCGGGACGCCGUGGUGGUCGUUACGGGCGCCACGUCGGGCCUGGGCCGAGAAUGUGCCAGAGUUUUCCAUGCCGCCGGCGCUAAGCUGGUGCUCUGUGGCCGGAACGCCGAGGCCCUGGAGGAGCUCACCCGAGAACUUGCUGCUUCCCAGGCUACCGAGGUGCAGACUCACAAGCCUUACACGGUGACCUUCGACCUCACGGACCCUGGGGCCAUAGUGGGGGCCGCCGCGGAGAUCCUGCAGCGCUUUGGCUAUGUGGACGUGCUCAUCAACAACGCUGGGAUCAGCUACCGCGGCACCAUUGUGGACACCAGCCUCGACGUGGACAAGAGAGUCAUGGAGACAAACUACUUUGGUCCAGUUGCUCUGACGAAAGCGCUCCUGCCCUCCAUGAUCAGAAGGCGCCAGGGCCACGUCGUCGCCAUCAGCAGUAUCCAGGGCAAAAUCAGCGUUCCCUUCCGAUCCGCAUACGCGGCCUCCAAACACGCGACCCAGGCCUUCUUCGACUGUCUGCGGGCCGAGGUAGAGCAGCAUGACAUCGAGGUGACCGUCGUCAGCCCCGGAUACAUCCACACCAACCUCUCCCUCAACGCCGUCAGGGCCGACGGGUCCAAGUACGGAGUGAUGGACGAGACCACGGCCCAGGGCCGAAGCCCCUCGCAGGUGGCCCGAGACGUGCUGGCUGCCGUGGGGAAGAAAAAGAAGGACGUGGUCCUGGCCGAUGUGGCGCCUUCCCUGGCUGUUUACUUGCGGACUCUGGCCCCCAGGCUCUUCUUCAGCCUCAUGGCCUCCCGGGCCAGGAAGGAGCGGAAACCCAAGCGUUGCUAGUGCCUGUCCGGGCAGGCGGCGCGCAGCACAGCUGCUCCACGGGGACAGGUGUGUGUGCGUGGACUGCACUGGAUUCUUGCCUCACGGGGGGGGAG
Molecule: messenger RNA, 1443 nt
Organism: Kogia breviceps (pygmy sperm whale)
Lineage: Eukaryota; Metazoa; Chordata; Mammalia; Artiodactyla; Physeteridae
Gene: DHRS7B
Product: dehydrogenase/reductase 7B
Cellular component (GO): membrane
Molecular function (GO): oxidoreductase activity
Source: RefSeq, a predicted model, not a curated record